Messenger RNA from Cynara cardunculus var. scolymus (artichoke), 1290 nucleotides. RefSeq names its product ankyrin repeat domain-containing protein 2B-like. Gene Ontology annotation, molecular function: protein binding; chloroplast targeting sequence receptor activity. The coding region runs from base 72 to 1130 and encodes 352 amino acids. Gene Ontology annotation, cellular component: chloroplast outer membrane. Gene Ontology annotation, biological process: protein targeting to chloroplast. The record is from RefSeq and is a predicted model, not a curated record. NCBI's taxonomy places the organism in Eukaryota, Viridiplantae, Streptophyta, Magnoliopsida, Asterales, Asteraceae. The transcript is spliced from 9 exons.
CCACUCCAUCAUCGCCCAUAACUCAGUACUCUCCCAACCGAUAACCAAAGAUUAUCACCCGCAAUCUCCUCAUGUCGCAGGUGAAUGAGAAGGCUCCCGAAGUCAAGCCUACGACGGCCACCGAAGAAAAGACUGAUCCAUCUGUGAAGAAAACUUCCUCUGGAUCAAGCUCCUCAGAUGCCCAAUCUGGAACAGCAUCUGCCAUACCAUCUAUGCCAGGAGCUGGAUUUCCUGCAAAUCCUUUUGAUUUCUCAUCUAUGGCUGGUCUACUUAAUGACCCAAGUGUAAAGGAAUUAGCUGAACAAAUAGCAAAAGAUCCGUCAUUCAACCAAAUGGCAGAGCAACUCCAGAAGACCUUUCAUGGUGGUGAAGGAAGUGCCCCACAGUUUGAUUCGCAACAAUAUUAUUCCACCAUGCAGCAGGUUAUGCAAAACCCUCAAUUCAUGUCCAUGGCUGAACGUCUUGGUACUGCUUUGAUGCAGGAUCCGUCAAUGUCUCAGAUGCUUGAGAGUUUAUCUAAUCCAGCUCAAAAGGAUCAGCUUGAAGAACGGAUGGCACGCAUCAAAGAAGAUCCAUCCUUGAAACCUAUUUUAGAAGACAUAGAAAAUGGUGGUCCUACUGCAAUGAUGAGGUACUGGAACGACAAAGAUGUUCUACAAAAACUCGGUGAAGCAAUGGGUCUUCCAGUUGCAGGAGAUGCUACUGCUUUUGCUGGAAAUCCAGGAGCCGAUGAAGCUGAAGAAGCUAGUGAGGAUGAGUCUAUUGUUCAUCAAACUGCUAGCGUUGGUGAUGUGGAGGGUUUGAAGAAGGCAUUAGAGUCUGGUGCCGAUAAAGAUGAAGAAGAUUCAGAGGGAAGGACAGCAUUACAUUUUGCAUGUGGAUAUGGAGAGGUGAAAUGUGCUCAAGUCCUCCUUGAGGCUGGAACCAAGGUUGAUGCUUUAGAUAAGAAUAAGAACACAGCCCUGCAUUACGCUGCUGGUUACGGCAGAAAAGAAUGUGUCGCCCUUUUACUUGAUAAUGGUGCUGCUGUCACGCUACAGAACAUGGACGGUAAGACGCCAAUCGAAGUUGCGAAACUUAACAACCAGAACGACGUACUGAAGCUGUUGGAGAAGGAUGCGUUCCUGUAAGGUUAAGGUGGUGGGUGGUUGAUUGUUGGUUGGUGUAAUGUUUGUGUUAAAAAGAGCAAUUGGUUUGAUAUUCAACAAUGGUUCACAUCCCAACUUGUGGUUUUGUUCAUGUUAUGUCAUAUCUUGUGAUAUUUUUUACAUGCUUGACCCCCUUCCAUCU